Molecule: messenger RNA, 1320 nt
Organism: Xiphias gladius (swordfish)
Lineage: Eukaryota; Metazoa; Chordata; Actinopteri; Istiophoriformes; Xiphiidae
Product: dickkopf-related protein 3-like
Exons: 7
Coding region: 456-1046 (196 amino acids)
Biological process (GO): multicellular organism development; negative regulation of canonical Wnt signaling pathway
Cellular component (GO): extracellular region
Molecular function (GO): co-receptor binding; receptor antagonist activity
Source: RefSeq, a predicted model, not a curated record
UUAGUGAAUUCGUGCGUCAGUUAACGGCUGGAAGAAGCCCUACCCGCGCCAUGUUAGGAGGCUUAGAAGUCGUGCAUUUUUUAAAACCAAACCUCACCCAUGUAUCUUGACGUCUUAUUUUUUUCCCUACGCAUUUCAAUGAUUGUUUUACAAUCCUUUAAGAACAUUAUAUUACCAAAGCCGGCAUCACUUGGACUGUUCCCACCCCCUCCUUAGAAUGUUUCUUGCUGCAGAGAAACUCACCUCUAGUGACAGGCUGAUCUUCAAACACUGCUGGAGAAGGUGUUGGACCUGGGGAAGAGUGGUUGAAGGAACUCAUAGAUCCCUCAGCCAUUUUGCCAUGACAUGAUCAAGAGAGGAUCUGGGUUAAUGCCACUCUAGGACAGUGUUUCCCAGCCUGGAUGACGGAACCCCUUGUGGGGUUAGGAGAUGAAUCUAAGGAGUUGUGAGUGGAAAUGUUUGGGAAUCUGUGGAUGCUCUGCCUCUGUCUGUGCUUCUCCUGGGCCGAAGCUCGUAUAUGGGCCUGGAUGCUCAACAUGCCACACAGCCCGCCCAAAGAAGGAGCAAAGGCCCUUAGAGAAAGCACUCCAGUCAUCAAAGCAGCCACGGCUGUGUGUGACCAUGACAGGGCCUGUGGGCGGGGUUUUUCCUGUGAUCGUCACUUUGGCCUGUGUGUCCCUCUACGAGGGGAGGGCCACUACUGCCGCAGGGACGCCCAGUGUGUCCGUGGCCUCAGCUGCAUGUUUGGGAAGUGCCAUCGCAGCAUCCCCAAUGGACAAGAGGGUGCCAGAUGUAAAGUCGACAGGGACUGUGGGGCAUCCAUGUGUUGCGCCCGACACCACGGUGAGCAGGUGUGCAAGAGACGUCUGAUUCGUGGUGAGAGCUGCUAUGUGCCUGAUGGUGGCCUGGCGUUCAGCAUAAACCAGAUUUGUCCAUGUGACGAGGGGCUGCUGUGUCGUGAAAACGGUGCACCACGAAGGAGGGAGAGAGAUUUUAUUUAUCAGCCAGAACGAACAAGUUGGACCUGUCAAGUGCCCAAACCCUGACACCAGCCUCAAUACUAAAGCUAUUUAUUAUGUAAAUAUGUUGUAUAUGAUUGUAUAUAAUGAAAUGUAUGUAUUUCCAAAUAUGUUCUUACAGCAAGGGUGUUUUCGUAUUAUUUCAUUUCUGUAAAUUUUGGCAAAAGCACUACUGUAUGUAGCUGAGCUCAACAAAACCAUGGUGUCUUCUACAGGAUCUUCCUCAUGCAUUUGUUGAUCUUUGAGUAUAUCUAUAAAUGUCUAUCCCCCUUCAGUUUAAAGAAUAAAAUGAACUCUUUUC